AUGCGAAACAGCUCCUGCUCCAGGGCCUGGUCGUCGCCGGCGCUGUGGCACUGGGCACACUCGUGCCCAAACUGCUCGGGGACGGCGGAUCGAAGCGGGAACAGUCGCCACCAAAAGAUCGUAGCGCGCCACGAGGCGGCAUUGCUGCGGCGGACGUACGAGUCGAUGCACGCCGAGUUCGCCAGCAGCGGCCUCGACAUCCCCGCGAUCGAGAGGAGUCAGCCGAACUUCCACAGCGGAACGGACGCAGGAAGCAACGACCCUCGCGAGGUCCCCACGCGGUGGCCGGCGAAGUACGAGCGCAUGUCGCCGCCGUACCCGCCGAAUGCCGUUCGCCUCGUCGUCGCCCCCAUCCAGCCGAACAAUGCAGCCAUGGCGAGCAUCCUGGCCAACGCAACGGCGCAGGUGCUGCGGGCGCUGCCGCCGAGCACGCCGCUGUACAUCAACCCGACGAGCAAGCUCCACGUCACGGCGUUCUUCAUGUCCGAGCCCCAUGACACGCGGCCGGACCCGCUGCAGCCGGGGGGGGGUUGUGCGCUCUCGCUUCCGGUGCGGCAGAGGCCCGCGCCCACGGAGGACGCGGUGGCCCGCGAGGUCGCGGUGGUGCGCCACCUCGCUGCGGACACGCCCGCGACGCGGCUCAGGCUGGAGCGGAUCGUCCUAGCGCGGUCCGGGUGCCUGCUUGCGACGUGGACGGAGGUGGCGGAGGGCCUGCCGCUGGCGCAGUUCAAGGCGGCCUGCCGCGAGGCCUUCGCCGGGGCGCCGCCGCGGUCUCCGAGGAUCUACCACUCGACGCUCGUGCGCCUGCUGACGUCGAGGCAGUUUUCGGAGGCCGAGAGGAAGCGGGUCGUGGACGUUUGCGAGUCGCUGACGGAGAAAUUGCGCGGUCGGGAGAUUGACGUGGGUCUGCUCUGGCUGUGCAUCGAGCAGGAGUGGAGCAACCUCGAGGGGCCGACGCGGGUGAUUAAAAUGCAGGUGUAG
Pedinophyceae sp. YPF-701 is the source of this 981-nucleotide messenger RNA. The record is from the annotation of a GenBank genome assembly. NCBI's taxonomy places the organism in Eukaryota, Viridiplantae, Chlorophyta, Pedinophyceae.